Messenger RNA from Pyrenophora tritici-repentis Pt-1C-BFP, 1332 nucleotides. The record is from RefSeq and is a predicted model, not a curated record. Lineage: Eukaryota; Fungi; Ascomycota; Dothideomycetes; Pleosporales; Pleosporaceae.
AUGAGUGCAGGUGGUAGCGACCUCGACAAAGCCAUCCAGCAGCUCCGCGCAUGUCGUCCGAUACCCGAAAACCAGGUCCGAGAGCUAUGCUACAAGGCACGCGAGCUGCUGAUUGAAGAAGGUAAUGUAGUAGGCGUGGAUGCGCCCGUGACGUUUCAUGACCUCAUGGAGCUAUUCCGCGUUGGUGGAGACGUGCCAGACACAAACUACCUAUUCAUGGGCGACUUUGUUGAUCGCGGUUUCUACUCACUCGAAUCUUUCCUCCUCCUCUUGUGUCUCAAAGUCCGAUACCCAGACCGCAUAACGCUCAUCCGAGGCAACCACGAAUCACGGCAGAUUACAACAGUAUACGGCUUCUAUGAUGAAUGUCUCAGGAAGUAUGGAAGCGCAAACGUAUGGAGGUACUGCUGUGAAGUCUUCGACUACCUAGCCCUCGGCGCCCUAGUCCAAGGUGCUGCGACAUCUCUCCAACCCACCGAUGGACCUAUCGCAGACAGCAGCAACGCCGACAGCAUGCCUGAUAUCGACCAGGAUAUCGAGAUCGAGACCCUCAACGCCAAUGGCGAGAUCAUGUACCGCUAUGCACGAAAUUCCGACUCCCAAUCCAGUGCUGCUUCUCAGGUCAGCGCAAACAUGGGUUCCUCUUCUCCCGUCGCCCCAACGCCUGGACGUGUCGGACCAGCCGGUACGGGCGCAACCUCGUCCGCCAACGGCUCAUCUCGCAACGACACAGGGGCCAUUUUAUGCGUGCACGGCGGUCUUUCGCCCCUCGUCGACUCCGUUGAUAAGAUCAGACUCCUCGACCGGAAACAAGAGGUGCCUCACGAAGGAGCCAUGUGCGACCUACUUUGGUCAGACCCCGAUGAAAUUGACGGUUGGGGCUUGUCACCGCGCGGUGCAGGCUUUUUAUUUGGUGCAGAUAUUGUCAAAACAUUCAAUCACAAAAACGACCUUAGCCUCAUCGCACGAGCCCACCAACUCGUCAUGGAGGGUUUCAAAGAAAUGUUCGAUUCCACCAUCGUCACCGUCUGGUCAGCGCCAAACUACUGCUACAGAUGCGGCAACGUAGCCGCCAUCCUCGAGCUCGGCGAAGACGGCUCAAACGCCGGUUUCCAACGGCGAUCAAACGGCGACCGAGCCGGUGGUGGUGGCGGCUGGGUCCUAGGCUCCAACGUCGGGCCCAACGGCGAGCGUAGACUUAGUUCCAUGCUCAACGAUAGUUUCCAGAAGAACAGAGAUGGCCCCGGUCGAAGGUAUCGUGUCUUUGAGGCGGCGCCCCAGGAUUCCCGUGGCAUGCCGGCCAAGAAACCGGUGGCCGAUUACUUCCUUUAG